Molecule: messenger RNA, 285 nt
Organism: Drosophila teissieri
Lineage: Eukaryota; Metazoa; Arthropoda; Insecta; Diptera; Drosophilidae
Exons: 2
Coding region: 46-285 (79 amino acids)
Source: RefSeq, a predicted model, not a curated record
AGCCAAAUUCAAACUAAGACUAGAUCCAAUUUCAGCUGCCUCAACAUGCAUAGAAUGCUGCUCUACACCUUGGUAAUCGUUGCCCUUGCUUUGGUUCAGGCCUGCCAAAUCCAUCAUAAUCUGACAUUUCCUGCUGUGGAGCAAGUUUCCGACUGUUCUGGCCACCACCUCACUUUCCGUAAUCGGAGUUUGACAAGGGAUCUGCCCACAUUAACCUCAGGCGAUUGGAUGUCUUCUCGGCUUGAACUUUGCUUUUAUGGCAAACCUUUUACGCUGGGGCACUAG